GGACAUUUUCACUCGCAUCAUGCGAAGACAAUAUAUAACAAUGAAAGACAGCAGAAUUGCAGGAGGCAAUGACAAACUGUCCCAAUUAAAUCUACAGCUAAAAUUAUCAGCGUCAUGUUCUUCCGCCUAGAGGAAACAAUGAAUUUCUCUGCUCACACUCCAGAGUAUAACUAUUCCCCACUAGACUUCUUUAUAAAGGCCAAUCAGUCCAUGUCAAUAUUUGGAAAUGACAGCAAAGAGUUUGAUGUGGAAGAGUUGAAGAAAAUGCUGUUCCUCUUUGUUAAAGAGCCUGUAACCAUCAGCCUUACUGCCAUGUACAUCCUGUCCUUUGUGGUGGGCAUUAUCGGAAAUAUAAUGUCUAUUAAAGUGCUGACUAGGAAAAGAACUGGAAGGACAUCCAGUCUGAGUGCCACCAGAAGUCUUCUGAUUAAUCUGGCGAUUUGUGACCUUAUGGUGGUUUGCAUUUGCAUGCCUAUUACAGUUGGGAACUUGAUCUACAAAGCCUGGGUAUAUGGUGACUUCCUCUGUAGGGCAGUACCCUUCAUCCAAGCAGUAUCUGUUUCAGCCAGUGUACUUAGUCUCACGGUUAUAAGUGUAAACAGGUAUUAUAAUGUACACAACCCAUUGAACGCCAGAUCAUUUUUUACCCAAAGGAAAAUAUAUGGCACUAUUGGUGUGGUGUGGAUAGUGUCCUCCAGUAUCUGCUUGCCUCUCAUAUUCAUGAAUAAAAAGGAAGAUAUAGAGAUAGAUCCGUCUUUGCCUUCUUUAGUGUUCCCGAUCUGUAGGGAGAUCUGGCCACAUGUUAUGUUUAAACAAGCCUACAACUUCCUUUUGUUCUGCUGCUUGUACUGCUUACCUGUUCUUUUCAACCUGGUCAUUUGUUUCUUCACCAUACGUAAACUGUGGAGUUCUUCUGGAAAUUUUAAGGACUGUGACUCUAGGAACCAGUCUUUGCCAGUUUCCCGGCUUAAGAUCAGGAAGAAGAUUGCAAAAAUGGUGGUGUCAUUGGUGUCACUUUUUGCCAUUUCAUGGCUUCCUGUUUACAUGAUGGACAUAUGGAUUGAUUUCAGCAUCCCCAAACCAACUCAAGAUGAUACUCCAUCACCAUGGAUCCUCCAGCUGAGACCUUUUGCUCAGUGGCUUGGUCUCACCAACUCCAGCCUCAAUCCAAUUUGUUAUUGUUUUGUGGGAGACCUUUAUCGGUCAGCCAAACAAAUGAAAAGCAUGUACCACAACAGGAUGGUUUCACUGUUUAGCUUCUCCUUUUCUGAUGGAUCUCCAACAUCAAUACCUAAGAUUCUGUCUUACAGGAACUCCUUACAUUCCACUAAGAGGUCCAAACUGAACUGCCCAUUGUCAAUGGGGGAGAACUGUGAAAGCUGCUAUCCUGUGAUCAGUGUGUGUGAAGCACCUGCUCUGACCAGCCACCCAUUGUCCUAGAAGCUAAAAUGA
Nanorana parkeri is the source of this 1452-nucleotide messenger RNA. Its product is annotated as galanin receptor type 1-like. The coding region runs from base 115 to 1440 and encodes 441 amino acids. Gene Ontology annotation, biological process: G protein-coupled receptor signaling pathway. The record is from RefSeq and is a predicted model, not a curated record. Gene Ontology annotation, cellular component: membrane. Gene Ontology annotation, molecular function: G protein-coupled receptor activity. The transcript has a single exon. NCBI's taxonomy places the organism in Eukaryota, Metazoa, Chordata, Amphibia, Anura, Dicroglossidae.